Messenger RNA from Corticium candelabrum, 1153 nucleotides. RefSeq names its product collagen triple helix repeat-containing protein 1-like. The record is from RefSeq and is a predicted model, not a curated record. NCBI's taxonomy places the organism in Eukaryota, Metazoa, Porifera, Homoscleromorpha, Homosclerophorida, Plakinidae. The transcript has 3 exons. The coding region runs from base 239 to 964 and encodes 241 amino acids.
GCCAAUGUAAAUAAUAUCUCAAGGAACACGGUGUCGCGGGACUACAUUGUGGCCGGGUUACAUGUACAUUCGCCCACACCUACCAUCCGCUUUCUGCCAAUUGUCAACAACUCCAUAGUUGGACUUUCCUACAUUAGUGUGCUGUUAUCAUUACGUCAUUUCCUAAUGCAGCCACGAGUAUAUAAGCACACUUGAAUUGGAUAGUAGUCAGUCAAGAGAGCCAGCGAGAAUAAACGAGAUGAUGGAACAUCAGUGUAUCAGCUCAACGAUUUUGGUCUCUUUGCUGCUCCUAAUAGCAGUUACAUCAAGUGCAGAAACUUCAGAUAACAAGGGAUGUUGUGGUGGAGUCCCAGGCGUGCCUGGCUCUCCUGGAUCACCAGGUCCUUUGGGAUCUUCUGGAAAAGAUGGUAGAGAUGGAAGAGAUGGAACGAGAGGUGAGAAAGGUGAUCGUGGUGAAGCAGGAGCUCAAGGACCUAAAGGAGCAAGUGGCAAAAUUGGUCCACAAGGACCAAAAGGAGAUUUGGGAGGGAAAGGAGAAAAGGGAGAAGCGUCUCACCAACUAAACUGGAAGCAAUGUGUGUGGAAGAGGAAUGAUGACAAAGAUGUUGGACUUAUUCAGGAAUGUCGCUUUAAGAAGAAGUACGGACACACUGCACUGUACGUGGCCUAUGCAGGAACUUUGCGUAUCAUUGGUUCCAAUCGUUGUUCUCGUUGGCAUUUUACAUUGAAUGAUCGAGAGUGCACAGGACCGAUGACAAUUGACGCAAUCGAUUAUACUGGUAACAGUAACAACAUUCAUCGUCACAGACAAGUUGAGGGCUACUGCGAAAACAUUGCAGCAGGUGACAUCAGAGUGGGUUUCCAUAUUGGAAAGUGUGUCGGUUACACAUUGGCAGAUGGCUACACUGGAUGGAACUCCGUUUCUCGAAUAAUAGUAGCAGAGAUGUCACCAGCUCAACAGUAACUUUGACGCCUCAAUUAAGCUGACUUUUGGGUUUUUGUAAGACUUGUCUUAUUGUUUGCAUGAAUUAGUUUCUAGAGAUGCAGUUUUGUGCAAUCUGUGCGAGAGCAUCCUCUUCUUUGCAUGCUGUAGUUUAGCAUUACCACUCUUGUAUGUAUGCAAUAAUCAAUAUAAUUUUUUUCUCAUGAGCCA